ACGAUUCUGGACGCAGUCUUCGCGGAGAGUCGCCGCGGUUUCCUGCUUCAACAGUGCUUGGACAGAACCUGGCACUCGUCCCUGCUCCGGCCGGCCGCUCCGAGCCAGCCCGCGCCACCACCUCACAGCGCCCUCCAACCGCCCCAAGGUCCCCGCCGCCGCCUCUCUUCGCCGCCCGCCAGGAAGACCGCGUGCCCCUCGCAGGUGCGCCAGCACUACCACCAGGGCUCGGAGGCCGCCAUCAGCCUCCAGAUCGACCUGGAGCUCCACGCCUCCUAUGUCCACCUGUCCAUGUCAUACUAUUUUGACCGCGACGAUGUGGCUUUGAAGAACUCUGCCAAAUACUUUCUUCACCAGUCUCGUGAGGAGAGGGAACAUGCUGAGAAACUGAUGAAGCUGCAGAACCAACGGGGUGGUGGAAUCUUCCUUCAGGAUAUCAAGAAACCAGACCGUGAUGACUGGGAGAACGGGCUGAAUGCAAUGGAAUGUGCACUACACUUGGAAAAAAGUGUGAAUCUGUCACUACUGGAACUGCACAAACUGGCCACUGACAAAAAUAACCCCCAUUUGUAUGACUUCAUUGAGACUCAUUACCUGAAUGAGGAGGUGAAAGCCAUCAAAGAAUUGGGUGACCACGUGACCAACUUGCGCAAGAUGGGAGCGCCCGAAUCUGGCUUGGCGGAAUAUCUCUUUGACAAGCACACCCUGGGAGACAGUGAUAAUGAAAGCUAAGCCUCGGGCUAAUUUCCCCAUAGCCGUGGGGUGACUUCCCUGGUCACCAAGGCAGUGCAUGCAUGUUGGGGUUUCCUUUACCUUUUCUAUAAGUUGUACCAAAACAUCCACUUAAGUUCUUUGAUUUGUACCAUUCCUUCAAAUAAAGUAAUUUGGUACCCCCCCCCCCAAAUAAUAAUAAUAUAAAUAUUCUGUUUUUCAUUUGAAAAUCUAGAGUAGCGGUUCUCAACCCAUUAAAGUUCCAAAAAACCUUUGGACCUUUUAAUGCCCUAGCCUACUGAAUUAAAGUCUAUGGAGGAAGCAGAAACUAACACACCAUUGUAAAGCAAUUAUACUCCAAUAAAGAUGUUAAAAAAAAAGAUAAAAUAAAAUCUAUGGAGGUAGACCUUAGGUAUCGAUAUUAUUAAAAAGCUCUCCAGGCUAUUUCACUGUGCAGUUGGGAUUGAGAACUACUGAUCUAGAGCAUUAACACCUGUUUUGGGGGUACAAUUCUAGAUGAUUAUGCUGACCUUAUUUAAUUGGGUAAAUAUAAGACACUGGGAUUGGAAAAGGGGGCCAAUCUUUGGGCCCAGCACAAUCCAUUAUUUUCAGCCCUAGACUUCCCAGGAAUCCUCAAACUAAAAUGUCUAAUAUUUUGUCCAGCUUCUCAGUAAUAGUAUAUUAUAAAAUUCUUAUAAUGAUGGUUUUGGUGUAUGGGACUAAUCAAUGGUUCAUUAGGCAAAAAAAUAAAAAUUGUUUUUCAGGUUAUACAAGUAUGAUACAAUUUUAAUAAUUCAAACAACAUAAAAGUAGCCUGCAGUUGCACUUGGUGUUAGGGAUGAGUAAAAGCCGGGGGUGUCUUUGGCACAAAUUACUCAGGAAUAAAAGGCAAUGCCCACUUCAACAGCUAAGAUAAUGGUUUACAUCUCCACCCAGUUCCUCCUCUCUCCGCUCUGUCCCUCUUCCAGGCUAAGACCAAUCCCUCCACCUGUGUUUUGGAUCCCACCACUGUGAUCCCAGAUCCCAGAACUGCCCAAGGUUGAUUAUUCCUUCUUCCUUUUGCCAUUUUCAACACCUCCCUCUAAGUCAGAUCCCUUCCAUUAACUUUUUUAGAUGUUCAGGUCUCUCUCAUUAUUAUAAGAAAUGCCACUACUCAACUCUUUACCUCCUCUUUCUACCACUCCCCUCCCCUCCUCUUCACAGCAAACGUCUUAAAAGAGCUGUCUACACUCAGUUUAUCCAGGUUCACCUUCCAUUCAACCCUCCGCCCUCUGCAAGCUGCCAGUGCCAUCACACCCCUAAGCAUCUCUCUCCAAGGGCGCCAAUUAUUUCCAUGUACCUAAAUCUGACCCACGUCUUUAGCUCUUGCCUUGAUACUUGUAGGACUCAUUGCUGGCUGUCUACCCAGAUUUUAUUUCUCCAUUAUUCCUUUACAGCCAAACUCCAAUUUUAUUCAGGUUUCUAGUCUCUCCUAAUGUGUUUCAGGGAAGGACGACCUCAACUUCAAGGGAAGAUAGCCUCUGGGCCAGUCAGAGCACAGCUUUCUCCUGGUGACUGCAUUGGUCCAGGGUGUGCAUAUGAACCUAUGACUGGGAAGAGAAGGCCCACCCCCCCCCCCCUUUACGCUUGCUUUCUCUCUUCUAUCUAAAAUACAUUUCUUAAAUGUUUAAUCUAAUUUUAGCGGGCAUUUUCUCUUAAUUCCAGCCUAAACCAUCCAACUGAUACAUUUAACCCCACUUGCUAUUCCUCUCCUUGAAAUCCUCUUCCUUAGGCUUCCGUGACACUUACUGUCCUCACCUGCCCUGGUUUUCCUUCUACUGCUCUGGCUACUACUUCACAAUCUGCUAAGUGGCAGGGACAUUGGCUUUUUCAGACCAUGGGGAUAUUGUUGAGUGUAAUUACGUAUAUUAAAGAUUUAAGUAGUUCCCUACUUAAGUACUUUAAGUAGUUCCCUAAUAGUAAAAAAUUUAAUAAAGCUAAGAGGAAAAAAAGGCUCAUUAACUAAUAAUAAAUAAUAAUAAAUCUCAUUGUUACACCAAGAUGAAUACUGGUAAAUACAAUCUAUGUUUUCUACUUUGUGUCUUUUAAAAUGAGAGACUGCUGGUGAUUACCAAUGUAUCAUGAAGAACAAAGACUCUAAUGUUA
Messenger RNA from Balaenoptera musculus (blue whale), 2856 nucleotides. Its product is annotated as ferritin heavy chain-like. Gene Ontology annotation, molecular function: ferric iron binding; ferrous iron binding. The annotation marks the transcript as partial. Lineage: Eukaryota; Metazoa; Chordata; Mammalia; Artiodactyla; Balaenopteridae. Gene Ontology annotation, biological process: intracellular iron ion homeostasis; iron ion transport. Gene Ontology annotation, cellular component: cytoplasm. The record is from RefSeq and is a predicted model, not a curated record. The transcript has a single exon.